Suillus subalutaceus is the source of this 726-nucleotide messenger RNA. RefSeq lists its product as uncharacterized. The record is from RefSeq and is a predicted model, not a curated record. NCBI's taxonomy places the organism in Eukaryota, Fungi, Basidiomycota, Agaricomycetes, Boletales, Suillaceae. The transcript is spliced from 2 exons. Bases 228 to 629 code for a protein of 133 amino acids.
GUCAGCCCCUGGAAUACUUGUCGCUAACGUAUACAAUAUUAUGUCACUGCUAGUAUUAGCUACUACGUGGGGAUUCUGGUGGGUGUGCACGUUUUCAGAUCAAACACCAUGAUGCUGUCCUGAUGGUGAUGCAUAGUAUGAUGGUUUUCCGCUAAUAAAAAGAGAAGUUGCAGCCUCCGUCGGCAGCCACUUCGAACUUCUUACUUUCUGCGCACUCUCUAUUCGCCAUGGAAAAGCCCUCGACAAUGUUGAUUGAGCAGUUACAAAGCGUCCACGCCCGUCAACGGAAGGUUAUUCAACAACUUCACGCAGAUAAUGCUAGAUUGCUCAGCGAUCUCGUUGAAAUUCGUCGGGAGAGAGAUGAUUUCCGAGCGGAGGCUGCGAAGCUUCGCAGGGAGCAGGCAGACCUGCACAACCGACUGGAUGAAACGCUAUCGGAGAAUCAAGAUUUGAAGCGCGAGCGUCUCACUCUUUCUCGCGCAUUCAGCAAUGCGUCUUCUUUUGGACGGCCAUCAAAAUCUAAUAAUAAGGCGAUGCAUAUCUUAUCAGCGUUGGCAGGAGAAGAGGUGAAGAGUCCAUCUCUUGAUUAUAGCACAGUCAGUCAUCGAGUCGUUACCAUCGAAGCAUGAUUCCAUUUCUUUUCGCAGGGGAUGACCCACGACAGUCAGAACUCAUAUUCAAGCCGUGAGUUGCCAGAGCCUGUCACAACGGACGAGUCUCGAAUAG